AGGGUGGAAAAAGGGAACCUGGAGCAACCUGUAUGCUCUCUCAUACGAGUGUGGCGCCCAAGGGGGCAUUUUCAUCUUGGAGUUAGUAGACUGCGUGCUCUUUGGUCCAUGCUUCACUGUAGACGAGUGGAAGGAGGAUAGGUCCCCCUCUCUUUCAACCGGCUGGUGGGGCAGGCUUAACAGCACCCUGCUUGGGACUACGUACUGCCCCACUGGAAUGCCUCGUGAGCUAUAAUAUUUUUGGCGGAUCCACAUUCCUCUGGUGUAGUGCUAUAACUGGAGCUACCCUGAACAGAGUGCCGAGGCUGAAAUAUUCAGAGCCGAUAUCUCUGUUCCCCUCGUUGGGCUCGAUGGUGGGCAUGGGAGUGUCCAUCGGAACAGCCUCUUGCAUUAUGGAGAAAGCAACUUUUUCACACAAUCAAAGUAAACCAACACCUAGUUUUAACCUCUCAAAUUGUACAAAUUACGACCCAACACAAGCAAGAUUUAUAAUACUUAGUUCUACCGAUAAGAAGCUUUCUACCUUGUCUCCAUUCCUCGUACAAAAAUCACUAGAAUCACUCAUGGGAAACCCUAAAAUUGUCCGACAGCUGCCCUCAGGGGAUUUAUUAGUGGAAACUUCGUCUGUUAAACAAACAACUGCACUACUAAAAUCUCAUAAACUUGGCAAUGUUACUAUAAGAGCAUCUCCACACAAUACUUUAAAUAUAUCAAAAGGUGUCAUAUCCGAUAAAGCUCUUCAAUAUCUCCCUAUAUCUGAAAUCAUUGAAGGACUCUCUACUCAAGGCGUUAUUGAUGCCCGACACAUAACUAUUAAAAAAGGUUCAGAAAUUAUUGAAACUCAACACAUAAUUUUAACUUUCAGCACAGCCACAUUACCCACUGACGUAAAAGCUGGAUAUAGAAAUUGCAAAGUCCGACCUUACAUUCCCAAUCCAUUACGUUGUUUUAAAUGCCAAAAGUUUGGUCAUUCUACCAACAAUUGCAGAGGGAAGGAAACAUGUUCCCGCUGCGUCCAAACGGGGCAUACAUUUAAGUCUUGUACAUCACCUGAACUAUGUAUUAACUGCCAUGAAUCUCACUCUGCUAGUUCACGAUUAUGUCAAAAAUGGAAGCAGGAAAAGCAAAUCUUAAACAUUAAAGUAACACAAAAUCUCUCCUAUACAGAAGCUAAGACAAAAUUUCUAAAUUCACAGCCGCGCCCAAACAUUUCAUAUGCAGCUGCCAUAUCUAACUCUAAAAUAACGAAAUCCAUUGGCAUACAAUACAAUGAAGAAGAAACAGACCCACAGAAUACGAAAUUUAAAACCUUACUUCCCAAAAAAUUUGUCAGUACAUCCACAACAAAAUACUCUAAAGCAAUUCAACCGACACGCAGCACUUCAAAUUCAUUACCUUCUCAGCCCUCUCCACAAUCCUCUCAACAGACUCCUUCGCAAAAGAAUCCUAGUAGUAAUCAAUAUAUAAAAAUUACACCUCAACUAGCAAGUGUCUUGCAUAAAAAACUAUCUCAAUCACCAAUGAUUAGCAAAGCUAAGUUUGUUUCUAAAGGCAGACAAAAUUGUUUUGACAAAAACCGUAAAAAACUUAUAAAUAACAAAAAAGAUUCUCAAUCUGACGAAAUGUACACUGAUGAAGAUGGCACCGACUCUGAAAUGCAAAUUGAAAAGGGUAUGGAAACGCCUGUUAACCUAAGCCCUAAAAACAUAAAAUUAAAAAAAUAAAUAAUGGA
Messenger RNA from Parasteatoda tepidariorum (common house spider), 1732 nucleotides. NCBI's taxonomy places the organism in Eukaryota, Metazoa, Arthropoda, Arachnida, Araneae, Theridiidae. The record is from RefSeq and is a predicted model, not a curated record.